Messenger RNA from Hevea brasiliensis (rubber tree), 1363 nucleotides. RefSeq lists its product as uncharacterized. The record is from RefSeq and is a predicted model, not a curated record. The coding region runs from base 475 to 1269 and encodes 264 amino acids. Lineage: Eukaryota; Viridiplantae; Streptophyta; Magnoliopsida; Malpighiales; Euphorbiaceae. The transcript is spliced from 5 exons.
GUAACUUGUAAAUUAACUUUAUUAUAUUUGGUUACCUUUAAUAUUAAUUGUAUGGAAAAAUAAAUAUAUACUAAUUUAUUUGAAUUUUGUAUUCAGGUUACAGAUUUUUCUCUUGCCAAGUUUUUGCCGAAUACUAAUAGCGUCAGCCACAUCACCAGUAUAUUGAAAGGAACUAACGUUUAUGCAGAUCCAGAAUAUGGUAAUAUUCAAAAAGUUUAUAAGAAAUCAGAUGUUUAUUCAUUUGGUGUGGUACUUCUACAACUAAUUAGUGGAAGGAAACCUCUAGAUGACAAAGACCUUGAUAUCGUCACUUGGGCGAGGACUCAAAUCGAAGAAGCUUUGGAUAAUGGAGAAUAUACAGCUCUGAUUGACUCCAUACGGCAGAGUUAUGACGAACAGAAAAUCAAACAGAUAAUUGUGGCUCUUAUUGAUUUCAAACUAGAGAAAAGCUAUGACGAAGAGCAAAUAAAACGGAUGAUAUUUUGUGCUAUAGCUUGCACAAAUAGACAUUCAAAGUAUCGCCCACAAAUGCGGAAGAUAAUUGGAGUUCUUGAAGGGACAAUAACACCUCCAGAAAAGAUACUGGAUUGGGAGGACAACAAAUCCCUGCAUGUUGGUUGCAGCUGCCCUAGUUCCCGAGUGCUUUUGCCCGCUGGAUGCAGUUCUUUGGCGACGGUGACAGCCACGGUCACCGAUGAAGAUUCCCAUCAAGCUCCCUCCAAAUCGGUGGCUCGCCGCCUUAUUCUCCUUCGUCAUGCUAAGAGUUCCUGGGAUAACCCUUCAUUGCGAGAUCAUGAUCGACCUCUGAGCAAAGAUGGACAGGAUGAUGCUGCUGCAGUCGCUCAAAAGCUCCAGCUGAGUGGUUGGAUUCCUCAGCUCAUUCUAUCUAGCGAUGCGACACGGAGUAGGGAAACGCUAAAAAUAAUACAGGAGCAAGUGCCAGACCUCUUGGAUGCUGAUGUCCAUUUCAUUUCAAGCUUCUAUUCAAUUGCAUCCAUGGAUGGACAGACUGCUGAGCAUCUUCAGCAAGCUAUUCAGCAAGCUGUCUGCAGAUAUUCCUGCGACGAGAUCCAUACUGUUAUGUGCGUUGGACAUAAUAGGGCGUGGGAGGAGGCAGCCUCAAUGUUUACCGGUGCCUCAGUGGAAUUGCAGACAUGCAAUGCUGCUUUGCUCGAAGCUACUGGGAAGUCCUGGGAACAGGCGUUUUUGUUAGCAGGACUUGGUAGGUGGAAACUUCAGGGUGUUGUAAAACUAGAUAAUAAACUUUAGCAUUUACCAGAAAUUUUGAGUACCUUCCACAACAUUAACACAUCUGUCCACUCCUCCUUUCCAAAAAUAAGAAAAGAGAUGCCAUCUUUACACU